Messenger RNA from Annulohypoxylon truncatum, 1701 nucleotides. RefSeq lists its product as uncharacterized. The transcript has 4 exons. The record is from RefSeq and is a predicted model, not a curated record. NCBI's taxonomy places the organism in Eukaryota, Fungi, Ascomycota, Sordariomycetes, Xylariales, Hypoxylaceae. The coding region runs from base 1 to 1701 and encodes 566 amino acids.
AUGGCCGCUACCGACGACGAGGUGAAAGGCACAUUAUCGCUUAUUGAGAGCGAGAGGUUACCCCAUCCAUCGGGUCCACUUCUUGAAUUAUUUGUUUCUGAGGCUCUUCACCCCGUCUUAGCCGCACGUUGUGUGAAGUAUAGAUUGCUAGCUGGCGAGGCAUCUUCAUUAGUGGACGACUGGUCUUACAUCAUUGAGUCUAUUACCCAAAAUGGCCAUCCUCCACCACGGCCUCAUAUCACCCAGCAGCACCUGAUCACGAAACGAGACGGCGGCAAGUGUUGUAUCACUGGGAAGGUUGGCACUUGGCGUGAUCCCCUUAUCAUCGCACCUAUUCUUCCGGUCCCAUCUGGCUGGGAUACAGACAAGGCUAACAUAAAUGAUAUGCUCGGUGCUUUCUUCGGACCGCCUUAUCGGGAUUGGUGGCUAUCUUAUGUUAGAAAUCCUGGAGGCAGAAUGCCUGAAUCCAAUCACUGGCUGGUCCGAAAGUCUGCAGCAAAGGCAUAUGCUUCAGGGCUUGUCAAGUUAGACAGGCUACAACCAUCAAUGGUUGAGUACCAUCUGAAGCAAGUCGCCAUUGGACUGGAGGAGCCGAUCGAAGUUGACGGUAACUAUCCAUUGUUAGGUGAUCACUCACGAUCGGGCCUCACUAAGGUCGACCCUCGCUUCGUCGGCUCCCAGGCUCGACUAUGCAAAAGCAUCCAAUUCCUCAACCUUGCCAGGACAUUUUCAUCGGAAAUUCUGCCCCAACCAUCGAAACCAUUAAUUGAUCUUCCAGCACGGUACCCAAAUAUUGCGCCGCAAAAUCAUUGGGGUCUUUCGAGUUUGUGCACGAGCGCUUUCCUCAGACUUUGGCUUUUGGUCCCCGCAAGAGUCAGGAUGGUUUGUUAUAAGACGUUACGAAAGCUUGGAAAGCAUCUUUAUGGGGAGCCCGAUGACUACAGUACCGUCCAGAGAUUGCCAUUUGGGCUAUACCUGAAGUACAAUGGAGAAGCUGGCGAAGCCCGUAACGAGUUCAACGCCUUAGGGAUAGUUCGUCGACACACUUCAAUCCCAGUUCCAAAGGCAAUCGACAUAGUUUUCAAGCAAGGAGAUUUAAAUGACCCGUUCUUCUUUCCUGGGGCAUAUGUGCUUAUGUCGAAACUCCCUGGUUUACCGGUAGCACACUGUCAAAACAUUCUUUCGGAAAAAGAUAUGGAACGAAUUUCAAAUCAAUUGAAGGGCUACGUAGCCCAACUGAGAGACAUUCCUCGAUCGGUCACAUCGGACAAACUAGACGUGGCCAUGAUAUGCAACACCCUUGGGGAGGCAUGCAGGGACUCCCGUAUCCGGGGCGCACAACCUUUUGGACCAUUCGAGGAUGAGGCAGCAUUUAGUCAGUUGCUGCGGUUUCCAGACGACCCUGCUCGCCGUGGGCACAAAAUCGUGUUCACGCAUGCGGAUCUCAACCCACGCAAUAUCUUGAUUGAUCGGACUGCACAACCGGAUGGAAGCAUCGGUUGGGGCGUGACAGGGAUUAUAGAUUGGGAAUUCGCGGGGUAUUAUCCUGAAUACUGGGAAUACACAAAGGCAAUGUUUGAGGGGUUCAGAUGGUCGCUACGGUAUAAUAAUAUGGUGCAUGGUGUGUUUAGGGAGUUUAAGGAUUAUUCUGCGGAGUUUGAUGUUGAGAAAAGAAGCUGGGAGUCAGGGGAUGCCGUUUAG